Molecule: messenger RNA, 1516 nt
Organism: Mauremys mutica (yellowpond turtle)
Lineage: Eukaryota; Metazoa; Chordata; Testudines; Geoemydidae
Gene: NR2C2AP
Product: nuclear receptor 2C2 associated protein
Exons: 6
Coding region: 564-1082 (172 amino acids)
Source: RefSeq, a predicted model, not a curated record
GGGCGCUGCCGGGGCAGGAUUGAGGCUCGGCCUCCGCCGGGGCACCCAGCGCUGGGCCGUGGAGCUGGGCCCGGGCUUUGGUGACACCCUGGGCGCGGGGCGCGCAGCGUCUCCGGCCAGAGGAGCCCGCGGGGGUCAGCUCCUCCUGGGGCCCUGGAACUUCCCCCGGGCAGAUCUGGACUCGGGCCGUGGUACUGACCCAGGAUGUGGCAGCAUCUGCAGCCACCCAUACGGUACCGCACAUCAUUCCCGACCCCCCAGCCAACGCACGGCUGGCUGGCUAAGGCUGCUGUCUGGAUAGUGCUACUUGUCUCCUGGAGUCUGCAACUGAUUCUGGGGAGUGUUUCCUUCGUUUCAGGACCCGUGUUCUGUGACGUUAAUCUUUCUGCAGCAAACAGAGAAUAGAUCCUCUUUCCCCUCUGAACCCUGCAACUCUGCUGCGGCCCCAUUACCAGGCGCCCCUCCAUCGCAGGCUGCACCUGGGUGCUUUGGCACCGAACCUCAUCAGUGGAGUGUGCUGGAGGCUGCCCUGGCUGGAGAGGAGCGAUACUUUCAGCAGCGACAUGCCCAUGGCACCCUUGAUCUGCAACGAGACUGUGAGCAGAGUGAGCUCCGUGCUCAACCGGGACGCCAAGCAGUUCGGGAAGAAGCACAUGUUCGACGGGAGCGAGGAGACCUGCUGGAACUCGGACCAGGGCUCCUCCCAGUGGGUGAUGCUGGAAUUUCCACAGACUGUCAAGGUUUCCCAGCUCCAGAUUCAGUUCCAGGGUGGAUUUGCGAGCCAGCUGUGUACACUGGAAGGUGGCAGAAAAGGUGAAGAACUUGUGAAGAUAUCAGACUUCUACCCUGAGGACAUCAAUGCCCUGCAGAUAUCCUUCCAUUCUCACUGGGGGCUCGGUCUGCUGAGCGGACGCGCAGGGCACGUGGCCAGGAUUCGUCACCAAAUUUGGUCCACGGCUAGGGCUGGCUUCAGGACAGAAGAAACAAUGCUGGAUAAGCUGAAAAUCACCUUUGAGAACAGCACGGAUUUCUUCGGGAGAAUCGUCGUGUAUCGCCUCAGUGUCCUCGGGGAAAAGCUCUAACCUGGGGCAGAACAGCAGCCCAUCACCCGAGUGGGUUUGUUCCCUGGUGUUUGGUCAGCUGGCACUCUGCCUUCCCACCCUGUCCGAUAGGGCCCAGUGGCAUAUUUGCCUUGGCAGUCAGCACCUCUUACGAGAGAGGGGAGAUGCCAGACUUGUUCUGCAAUCGAAAUGUAGCCACUUGGAAGUAAACUAGGAAACGCUCAGACAGAAAACAGCCGUGGGCAUUAACAGAACAAGGCUGGGAUCCUGGCCCUCUCCCCACCCAGCUGCGGCCUCACAGUGGGAUCUAAAGCCCCUGGAAGCGCACCGUGGCGUUCACGGGCUGUCUGCACGGUGCAUGACAAUCCACACGCUGUAUUCUAGUGGCUUGUCACGCAGUGAAGUUCAUGUUUAAUGGCUGAAUAAAUGCAUCCUGCCUCCCGGACCACGCUGGA